AUGGCGUCACACCUCGACGCGCGCGAAUGCGGCCUUCUCUCGAUGGAACCUUCGAGUGAUGAUGUCCAAAUUGAUGACUUGCUCAGGGCGCAAGUCGUUCGCCUCGAGGUGGGAACGAUUUCCGUCAGAAUAUCGGCUUUGACUUUCUUGCUGGACGCGCUGUGCAGAGACGUCUCGGUUCUUCGGGAGGAGAUGGCACGAGAUGUCAUCGAGGCGUGCUUACGCGCGUGUCGAGAUCAAGCGCCGAAUAUCGCACGUUUAGCCCGCUUCGGCAUGUUCAAGGUGUUACGGGCGUGCGCGGAGUCCAAGGCUCACAGACUCGCCGCUCUCGCGGUCAAAUGCGUCGUCUUCGCGAGCGUAGAGCACGAGUCAUCGGACGACGACGAGACGCGCUCGCACGCCGCCGUGGAGUGUCGAAAGGCGUUGCGAAACACAUCGAUUAUGUCACUUUUGGCUGAAACGUCGCAUCGCGCCUUGCGUCUGCUCGCUGACGGCGACCAUCGAGGAGCCGCUCGAGUUCUUCGUCCGGAGACGAUGCGUGACGACGCGUCACCAUCGACAGUGAUGGGAGGUGCGAUCACUCUUUCGACCCCGAGGCCACGCAUGCUCACGGCGAGGCAGCGCACGCUUCAAGACAUUCAGCGCGCGCGUUCGAAGAGGCUAAAGGCGGACGCAGAAAUCGCGGCCCAACAAAAGCAAGCGUCUGAAGAGACAGAACGACGUGAACGAGAGUUCGAGCGACGAGCGACGAUCGCCCGCGCCUCUUACUUGACUACUACGUCUCAAUUGUCUACUACAACUGGCUGA
This is a messenger RNA of Ostreococcus tauri, 807 nucleotides long. Its product is annotated as unnamed product. The transcript has a single exon. The coding region runs from base 1 to 807 and encodes 268 amino acids. Lineage: Eukaryota; Viridiplantae; Chlorophyta; Mamiellophyceae; Mamiellales; Bathycoccaceae. The record is from RefSeq and is a predicted model, not a curated record.